Jatropha curcas is the source of this 1487-nucleotide messenger RNA. Its product is annotated as akuammiline synthase 1. The record is from RefSeq and is a predicted model, not a curated record. Lineage: Eukaryota; Viridiplantae; Streptophyta; Magnoliopsida; Malpighiales; Euphorbiaceae.
UUGAACACAAAGAAACGAAAGCAGAAAAGAUGAAUUCUUCCUUGCAAGCUGAGAUAAUUUCGAGGGAGAUGGUGAAACCAUCUUCUCCAACACCAAAACACCAAAAAAUCCACGCUCUCUGCUUCUUUGAGCAGAUUAGUUCUACCAUUUACGUGCCUUUUGUUUUCUUCUAUGCCAAGGAUACCUGUCCUGAUAGAUCCCAUAUAUCCUAUCUUCUCAAAGGAUCCCUAUCUGAAACUCUUUCCAAAUAUUACCCACUAGCAGGAAGGCUCAAAGACAGUGUCACUGUAGACUGCAACGAUGAGGGGAUCGAAUUUUUUGAAACUCGAAUCAACUGUGAUUUAUCUUAUAUUUUCAAGAACCCUAAUGCUGAAACUAUAAAAAUUCUGAUUCCUAAUGAUCUAGAAUACAAAGAUCCAUUCUUAAGUAGUCUCGUGAUUGUUCAGGUCAAUUUCUUUGACUGUGGAGGAAUGGGGUUAACUGUUUGCAUCUCUCACAAGAUUGCAGACAUGGCAACUCUGUAUUCUUUCAUCAACAACUGGGCUGCUAUUGCUAGAAAUUCAGGUAAAGAGUACAUUUCUCCUUUGUUCAAUUUAGGGUCUUUAUAUCCGCCAAUUGACCUACCAGUAAUGUCCUAUGAGGUUCCUGAGAAAGUGAAAUGUAUUUCAAGAAGGAUUAUUUUUGAUUUCCCAAAAAUAGCCAUCCUCAAAUCCAUUAUAGCAAAAGAAAUCCAGGAUCCAACGCGAGUUGAAGUUGUUACUGCGCUAAUAUACAAAUCAGCCAUUUCUGCAGCUAAAACAGUAUCAAGAUCCUUAAAACCUACAAUUCUGCAUCAAGCAAUACAUUUGCGUUCUUGGGUAUCUCCUCCGGUGCCAGAAAAUGCUAUGGGAUGUCUAACUGGAAUAUUCCCAGUCCCAAUUAUGGAUGAGAGCGAAAUACAUCAGUUAGCUCAGUUGGUUAGACAGACGAGACAAGGAAAGAUUCGAUUUCGCGAAGAGUCUAAAAAGAAACUUGUGCUUGAAGAAUUUUAUUCAUUUAUUUUGGAGUGUUCUAAAGGGGUAAGAGAAUCUCAAAAUAAAAAUAUAUACAUGUGUAGCAGCUUGUGUGGAUUUUCUUUUUAUGUAGCAGAUUUUGGAUGGGGAAAGCCAACUUGGGUCACACAUUCAAUUCUUGAUGCUAGGAAUAUUAUUAUGUUGAUAGAUACAAGGGAAGGAAAUGGAAUUGAAGCAUAUGUUUCUUUAGAAGAAAAUGAGAUGGCUGUUUUUGAGAGUAAUAAGGAGCUUCUUGCAUUUGCCAAGAUUAAUCCUACUGUCUCGGACUCUCAGAUUUUGGGCUCACGACUGUGAUAUGAAGAAAUUAAGAUCUUAGGGUUUAUUUUGGUUGUUUUGUGCUUCAAUGUGUACCUGUUUCAUAGAUUUCUUGGGAUGUUAGCUCUGAUUUCUUCAAUAAUCUCAUUAUUGAAAAGUAUAAAAGUUGUAUUGAAUUCA